Molecule: messenger RNA, 3984 nt
Organism: Parastagonospora nodorum SN15
Lineage: Eukaryota; Fungi; Ascomycota; Dothideomycetes; Pleosporales; Phaeosphaeriaceae
Exons: 3
Coding region: 1-3984 (1327 amino acids)
Biological process (GO): hydrogen peroxide catabolic process; cellular response to oxidative stress; response to reactive oxygen species
Molecular function (GO): peroxidase activity; heme binding
Source: RefSeq, a predicted model, not a curated record
AUGCGUCCUCCACCGCUGUUAGCUGUACUUCUGCUCACAAGCGAAGUGAAAGCCCACUUACACAACGAGGUUAGCUUCGAGAUAAAAGUCCGAGAUGCAAGAGAGCAGAGGCGACAAAGAUGGACCCGGUACAGCAUCAGCGCCGCAAAGAACAGGAGAUCGAGAGGGAGACGUCAAGAUGUACCCGUUGAUGCUGCUAUGCUUUCGAAUAUUGUAGGCUCGAUAGCCGACGGCACUGUUGUCGGACCUCUCAAUCUGCCAGUUGGCGGGAAUGAGCCUCCUGUCGUGGAUAUACAGCAAGGACCACCAGAGAUCGAAAUACCAGCAGUCGUUGGUGCAGGUACAAUCGGAGAUCUGCAAGCAGAAGAGCCGGAAGCAGAAUUACCACUGGCGGAGCAACCUGAAGAGGUCUCACCAGAAGAGGAGCUACCAGAAGAGGAGCUACCAGAAGUGGGUGACGACGGACCAGAUGGCGGCCUCAUCGGCGACCUUAACGAUGGCAUUCUCUCGCCUGAAGGGCAGAACAUUGCAGAUAUUUUGUUGGGGAACGGAAAGACGACUGAAGAGAACUUCGAAAUUGGUACUCGACCAGGCUUUGACGACCAUACAGACUGUGACGGGAAGGAUCCAUGCUGUAGAUGGUACUACAUUUCUAAAGACCUUACUGCAGUCUUUCAUAACGCCGACGGAACAUGUAACAGCCUAGCAAGACAAUCGAUCCGAAUGGGCUUCCAUGACGCUGGAACUUGGUCAGCCAAAUUGGCCGCAUCUGGAAAGAAUAAUGGGGGCGCGGAUGGCAGUCUAGUGCUUUUCGGAGAAUUGAGUCGACCUGAAAAUUUCGGUAUGGAAGGUGCAGUCGACCUGGCAAGUCGGCUGUAUCACACAUACAAUGUCACAAUGGCCGAUUUGAUUCAGUACAUGGCAAAUCACGCCGUUGUGUCUUGUCCAUUGGGGCCCCGCGUCCGGACUUACGUCGGUCGCAAGGACGCGACUGAGGCAGCUCCAGAAGGUCUCUUACCAAGUGUCCAUGCACCCGCGGACGAGCUGAUUGCUCUAUUUGCAGACAAAACAAUCUCUGCACACGAAUUGACAGCACUUAUGGGUGCUCAUUCUACCUCCACUCAAAGUAAUGUCGAUGCUUCAAAAGCUGGGUAUCCGCAAGACACCACCCCUGGCGUAUGGGAUGUCAAUUACUACAAUGAAACGCUCGAUGCAACAGAGAACGGGUGCAUCUUCAAGCUCGAAUCAGAUGUCAAGCUUUCGAAACACCCAGCAAUGGCGGUCGAGUGGCAAAAAUUCGUCGGCGGCCAGGCACACUGGAAUGCUGAUUAUGCGAAAGCUUAUCUUCGGUUGUCGCUCCUGGGCGUCAAUAACAUCAACGAACUGAAAGAGUGUACGUUGACUUUGCCAGCACAACAAGCAACAGCCCCAAAAGAUUCAGACUUAAAUGUCAGCGGAAAGUGCACGGCGUCAUCUUCGAGUUCACUCAUCAGCUCUUCCACAAUUACCAUCCCCAACACAACGAACAACCCACUGUCUAUAACAGAGAUUCUUAAUCUGAACACGACAGGUAUCGAAACACUCCCAUCAAGUGCAAAAGGCUUCUCAACCCUCAGUGAGCCGCUACCUCUAGCACCAGAGACCUCGUCUGUGCUCUUGCCAGGCUCUACAAUGUCUCUAGAGGAAGCUGUACCCAGUUCUGACAUUGCUACGCCGGAAACGACAAGCCUUCUGUUGGUUUCAGAAAGUCUUGCGUCUUCUGUCGUGACAACCACAGUUGAUGGAGCUUUGGAGACAUCUUUGAUGAGCAACUCACCCAUUUCCGUUACGCUGGCAAGCACUGGCGACGCAGUCAGUACCACUAAAGAAAUGCCGAUAUCGGUAUCUGAAGCUUUGGCAUCGAUAUACCUUGGUGUUACUGAGUCGCAACAACAAGCAGAUGGCCUGUCUACAAUUUUAACCUACUCUUCAAGCUUAGGGGCCCCUCAAACCAUUACGUCUCUGCCGAUUGAAACAAGUACUAUGGUGUCACCAUCUGGCUUACCAGAAACAACGACGGAGAGUGACGACUCCACUCCAACAUCAUCAGAGUUAGUGACAUUGUCUUCUUCGGGUUCGGCGAUUGAACCCAGCAGUGCUGCCACUAGCCACUCAUCGACCGAAGUGGCGGAAACCAGUACUGCUGUUUCGAGCGCAUCGAUCAACGAGUCAACGCUCUUCAACACCAUUCAAGAUAUUACGAUUUCAUCUCCUACAACAACACAAGCUAGCAGUGGCAGCUUGGUAUCGAAUCAAAUCACAAACAGUGUGUCCAACCAAGACCUCUCUACAUGUUCGGUUCCAAGCUCAGCAGCUUCUGUUCCUAUGGGCGAGCCUACUGGUACUUUCACAGACGAGCUAUCCACGCCUGCAAAUGAUGCGCCGUCGGUUCAGGCACCGCAACCGAGUAACGACAGCAUCUCAUCACCGAGCGACACUUCUGCAUAUAAAUCAACGUCAUAUGAGGCGGCGAUGCCUACCGAGACCCCGAUAUCUACUCAAUUGUUACAAGUUGGUGCCAUCAGGUCCUCUUCUGCUCAUGAGGACUUUGUUUCCACAACUUCUUUUUCAUCUAUCUUCCCGACUGCUUCGACUCCGCGCAGCCAGAUGAGCAGCAGUGCAUCAUCAUCACAACCCACAAUGCUUGCUCGCUUGAGCAGCAGCAUGACAAUCACAUAUAUCCCUAUGAGCACAAAUUCUCUGCUUAAGACCAUUCAGAGCCCAGAUCUCAAUCCUUUGUCGGCAUUACAAUCACUACCUCACUCGACGACACCUUCUAGACCCUCUUCCACUACUACUCUUAGCUCGAAGACAGGAUCUAGUGGGGCUGAUACUAGGAGCAUGGCCUCAACAUCAAAGUCCUUAAGUCUGUUGACAAAGUCUCGACAGUUUACUAUGACAACAUUGACUAGGCCUACCAGCACUUCCAGAAGACUCUCCAGCUCUGGCAUUACAGGAAAGAUGUCUGCUACUACGGGCGAAAGAUCAAGCUCGGUUGCAAAGACACUCACGAUCUCGAAGACCACAAGGAGAAGUUCGAGCACGCAGCGUCCAGCAUCUGUCUCUCAUCCUACAGGCUCCAUGGCAACCAAGACCAGAGGAAAGGUCACGAGAGCAAGCAUUUCUACUAGCAAGGCGGUGACGGCACAAACCGCACUCGAUAGAGCUACCAUGAGAAGCAGCGCCUCUGUGACGAGACUGUUCACCUUGCAACAGUUCAGCAAACCGCCAAAGGCUUCGUCUACCAAUAUCUGUUCGACUACAAAGCCUAUACCAGCUAGCAAGAGUGCAUCAACUCGUAAGACUUCAUCUUCGUCUUCUCGUGCCUUGACUACUUCUACGCCCCAUACUUUAUCUACAAAGACAAAGUGCAGUAGUACAGAGUCGGCUGCGAUCAGGGAGGCUGGCAGACCUUUGAGCAAGUUAUUCGACACCAAAGCAAGUAGCCGCCCAACGAGCAACACUGUACCGAGGCCAAUGCCAGCUUCCUCAAGCGGAAGCUCCGAGAGUAUAAAGGCAGAUUCUAGGCCGGCGACGUCCCUUGCCAGGUCUAGUGCGCCCGCCUCCAAGUCAAGUACUCUGAACGCAAUCUCAAAGCCGAACAGUUCCAGGCCUUCGACAAGCGUGCCGUCCUCAUCUACAGCGGCGUCACGCUCAAGUACACGUGCGACAACAUCUCAGAGUACGGCAACGCCAAAAUCGUCAGCAUCAGCACUAGGUCCGUCUUCUUCAUACUCCACGGGGAAAUCUGCACACACCUCAAGUUCCUCAAAGUACGCGGGUGCUGCUGUCUCCAGCACUCCUAUAUCUGCUUCAACCUCAAAAUCCUCGUCUUCUCCGACAUCUAGUAGCACAGCAUGCAGCAAGAUGAGUGUACCAGUCUCUGUUGUGUGUUUUAAGAUACCUCCUUCUUUGGGACUUGUAGCAUAUCCAGCAUUGGCUUAA